CUCGUGGCUUUGCGGAACUUGGCGCUCACCAGAGGAAGGAAUGGCGCGCCAAUCUGGGUAUGACCGCCACAUUACCAUCUUUUCGCCCGAGGGCCGCUUGCACCAAGUAGAGUAUGCGUUUCAGGCUGUGAAGAAGAACCAGAAUAUGACAUCAGUGGCUCUGCGAGGAGAUGACAGUGUUGUUGCAGUGACACAGAAGAAAGUCCCUGACAAGCUGAUGGACAAGGAUUUCGGCACACACCUCUACAACAUCACUCCCAACGUGGGGUGCCUGAUGACGGGCAUGAGUCCAGAUGCUCGAGCUCUGGUGUACAGGGCAAGAGAGAUUGCAGCCAAGUUCAAGGACAAGAAUGCCUACGAAAUCCCGGUUCACUACCUGGCCUUGAAACUGGCAAACAUUGCACAGGUCUAUACCCAGCAUGCCUACAUGCGACCCUACGGUGUCAGCACCAUGCUGCUCUCCCUUGAUGAUGAGAAGGGCCCUUCGCUGUACCAGAUUGAUCCUGCUGGCCAAUAUUUUGGAUACAAAGCCGCUGCUGCCGGGACGAAGGACCAGGAGGCCCAGAACGCCCUCGAGAAAAUCGUGAAGAAAAAAAUCCAAUUCACUGAAGCAGAGACCAUCCAACAGGCAAUUGGAUGCCUGCAGGCUGUCAUGGGUAUGGACUUCAAGGCCUCCGACAUCGAAGUUGGAGUGGUGUCCAAGUCUAGGAGGGGAUUCUACCGGCUCACUGAAGCCGAGAUCGAUGGCCACCUGACCGCCAUCGUCGAGAAGGAUGCUUGAGCUGAUGCUGAGCUGGCGGGUCAUUGCUCAGACACAAGGCAUGCAGAAGUACGUGUAGCACAAGACGGGAC
Cladocopium goreaui is the source of this 852-nucleotide messenger RNA. NCBI's taxonomy places the organism in Eukaryota, Dinophyceae, Suessiales, Symbiodiniaceae. The record is from the annotation of a GenBank genome assembly.